AUGUCUCAACCAGCGCCUACAGGCUCCGCCAAGACGGGAAAGCGGAAAAGAGCUCAGAGUACUUCAGUGUUGCAACCUGCCACAGGAAGCGCAACUCCGGCGGACGAGGAACCCGCAAAGGGCAAGCAACUUAUAGAGGCGCAGGAGGUUGGGGCAGUAGGGUCGGAGAAGGUCACGAAGAAGAAGGAGAAAAGACGCCAGCUAAAGCAAGUGGAGGCAGGCGAAAUUUCAAAAUUGGAUGAGCCCACAAAGUCAGAAGAGCCUGCCGCGCCUACUCCGGCGGCGGUAGUCGCUCCCGGAGUAGCACAAGAUGUCACACAUACUAAAGAGAAGAAGAAGAAGCGGAAGACGAUGAAGGUCAGUGAAACAGGAAUAGUCCCCGAGCCUGCAGCGACUACAGAACUUGUUGCUACCGAAGAGGUGAAGUCAGGCGACAUCCCUGCCACAAAGAAGAAGCGAAAGCAGAAAAGAGGGGAGGUGAUUGAAACAGCAAACGCCGAGGCACCUGUAGCGGUGACCGCGGUGAUUUCUUCCGCUACCGGGAGUGCGCCAGUCGCGCCAGUCGCCACGCCUGCCGGAGAGGAGAAGCGGAGGCGGAAAAAGGAGAAGGCGAUCGAAGCAACAAGCGUCGAGGAGCCUGCAGUAGUAAUUCCUCAGACCGCUUCUAUUACCAGGAGUGCGCCAGUCGCGACGCCUGCUGGAGAGAAGAAGAGGAAGCGGGAGAAAGAGAAGGCGAUCGAAGUAACAAGCGUCGAAGAGCCUGCAGUAGUAAUCGCCCAGGCUGCCUCUGCCUCCGGGGAUGCGGAGGUCGCACCAGGCGUCACGCCCGCUAAGGAGAAAAAACGCAACCGGAAGAAAGGGAAGGCGAAUGAAAUAACAAACGUCGAGGAGUCUACAGUCGUGACCACGGAGCCCAAUUCUGCUGCCAUGGAUGCGGAGGUUGUGCAGGAUACCACACCUGCCGGGGAGAAGAAGCGGAAGCGAAAAAAAGCGAAGGUGGUUGAAGUGGCAAACGUUGAGGAUCUUGCAGCGGCCCACAUCGAGGACUCCGCAGCAGCAAGCAUUGAAAGUCCUCCUAUUGGAUCAGAAAUUGUCGAUGAACCUGUGGUAGUGGCUAUGGACACUACUGCUGUUAUCGAAGAAUCCGGCGUAUCGCAAGGUGACACGCAAACUACAGAGAAAAAGACACGAAAGAAGCAGAUGGAGGAGGAAUCUGGAGAGGCUGGGGCUGAAGACGAAGCUCAUUUGUGGGGUUUCUCUACGGAUGCCGAUUCCUCGGACGACGACAUGGAGGAGGAAUGGACAGGCUUGGAUAUGGCUAAGCUCCCUACCAUUGCCAAAGAUGAUGCAGUGGUGAAGAGGAAGCUGGAGAAGGCAAAGGAAGUUCCGGCAGAAGACCGUGGCGUAAUCUACCUUGGAAGAUUACCACAUGGAUUCUACGAGGAUCAGAUGCGGUCAUAUUUCUCGCAAUUCGGCGACGUAACUCGCCUACGCCUUUCUCGGAAUAAAAAGACUGGUCGAUCGAAGCAUUAUGCGUUCAUCGAGUUCGAUUCGUCAUCAGUAGCGAGGAUCGUCGCUGAAACGAUGGACAACUACUUGCUCAUGGGCCACAUUUUGACCUGCAAGGUCAUACCUAAAGACGAGAUCCACCCUGAGCUUUGGGUUGGCGCAAACAAGAAGUGGAGAGUGGUUCCGAGGGAUCGGGUCGCUCGAGUACAGCACAACAAGCCACGAACGCAAGACGAACAGGCAAGGGCUGAGAAGCGCCUCCUUCAUCGACAGAUUCAAAAGAAGCGCAAACUGGAGCAGGCAGGAAUCAAGUACGACUUUGACAUAGUUGCAUAUAAAAAGGCAAAGCCGACCGAAGCAUGA
Fibroporia radiculosa is the source of this 1872-nucleotide messenger RNA. RefSeq lists its product as uncharacterized. Lineage: Eukaryota; Fungi; Basidiomycota; Agaricomycetes; Polyporales; Fibroporiaceae. Gene Ontology annotation, cellular component: nucleolus. Gene Ontology annotation, molecular function: RNA binding. Bases 1 to 1872 code for a protein of 623 amino acids. The transcript has 5 exons. The record is from RefSeq and is a predicted model, not a curated record. Gene Ontology annotation, biological process: maturation of LSU-rRNA from tricistronic rRNA transcript (SSU-rRNA, 5.8S rRNA, LSU-rRNA).